GCGGGAGCCGCCUCUCCCCUUCCAGCCGCUGCAGCCCCUCCGGGGCACCGCUGCUGCAAGUUCCCCGGAGGCUGGCGCCAGUGCCGGGGUGUCUCCUCCGGGAACCGGGGAGCGGUCGCUGCUMGCGGGCUGUCCCUUUGCCCCGGUCCGGAGGGGGCCGGAGGGCGGCGGCGAGGGAGAGCGGCCCCCGGAGGGCAUUUCCCGAAGGCAGCGGGGCCGGGACCCGGCAGGAAAUGGAAGGAUGAAGUGUGCAGCCGGAGYGGUGAUGUUCCUUCUCUCCUUGCUUUCCCCUGCAGGAACCUAAUCCGCAAUGCUAGUUCUCAGGUUGCUCAAUGUUGUCGCUCCAGCCUACUUCUUGUGCAUCUCCCUAGUGACCUUCGUCCUCCAGAUCUUUGUCUUCAUCCCCAGCAUGUUCAGAGACCCUUCCACCACCCCACUUUUCUCACCUGCUCUGCUGCAUGGGGCCCUCUUCCUCUUCCUCUCAGCUAAUGCCCUGGGCAACUACGUCCUUGUGAUCCAGAACUCCCCCGAGGACUUGGGCAAGGACUUAAACUUGGACAAAGGAGCCGAAGUGGCAGACUGGCUGGAUGGAAGCAGGUCCCCUGGCUCAGCCUUGCCCGGCACUCACUUCUGUAGACUGUGUGCCAGAGUCACCCAGAGGCAUGACCACCACUGUUUCUUCACAGGGAACUGCAUCGGGAGCAGGAACAUGCGAAACUUCAUCAUGUUCUGCCUCUACACCUCCCUGGCUUGCCUUCACUCCCUGGUGGCAGGCAUGGCUUACAUUUCUGCUACACUUUCCAUGUCCUUUGCGGACCCACUGGCCUUCCUCACUCUUCUGCCUCACUCCAUCAGCCAGUUCUUCUCAGGAGCUCUUCUUAGCUCUGAGAUGUUUGUCAUCCUCAUGCUCUACCUCUGGCUUGGGAUUGGACUGGCCUGCGCCGGCUUCUGCUGCCACCAGAUGCUGCUGAUCCUGCGUGGGCAGACACGGUACCAGGUGCGGAAAGGAAUGGUGGUAAGAGCCCGGCCCUGGAGGGAGAACCUGCAAGAAGUCUUUGGCAAGAAGUGGCUGCUAGGACUUCUCAUCCCUGUGCUGAAUGUGGAGAGUAACUACCAUAGGCAGAAAGAGAAAUAAAAUCCCCSUGCAUGUGUGUGCAUCCCACGCACACAACACCUUCCCUGGUCUCUCCCACUGUCUCCUGGAUCACUACGGACCUGGGCUACUCCAUCUCUUGGGAUUGCAGCCGCUGUGGGAGGAAAGGAUGGGCUAUCAAACAGAAUAAAAUUAGCAUAUUAACAUGGAAAUCAUAAACCAUGUAGAUGAGAUACUGCAGCUUAGUAGUCACAUCACUGCACCUGCAUAUGUGGCAAUAGUCUUUGAACUAGCAGAAAAAUUAGUCAGUGGCUUCCUGUCUGAUUCUUUCAGUCCCYAGCCCCAUUGGUCACCCUAUAUAGUAUUAAUAAACCUCAGCAGGAGCCUGGGCUGUUGUAGUAGUCUGUAAAAAUGGUGUCUAAUCCUUGGGAGGGUUUUGUGGGGUGACUUUUUGGCUGUUACAUACUUGAGGUACCUUCACGAGAGCAUCAUUUCAGAAGUGUUGGGACAAUGAUCUCAGGUACAUGGUGUGAUUCUUGGGAUURCCAUGUGCAGAGCAAAGAGCUGGAUUUCAGUGAUCCUUGUGGUCCCUUCCAACUCAGGGUAUGAUUCUUGAUUCACAAUACUGAGAAGCCCUUAAUGACAGAACUGCAAUGCAAUCAAGCUGUCCGAGGAACAGGCUGUGCACAUGGUUAAUACAUCAGGUAACCCUUGUCUCCAUGGCUAGAAAAUCAGGAGGAAAACAAAAACAAAUUGAGUUUUUCUCAUUUCUGUUCUUGAUCUGUUCCCUACACAAUGACAUGUCAAGACUGUAGCUCUGCUACUUAUUUUUAGCAGUCCUCUGUCCAAUAAGAGUCCAGGCAAAGCUGCCCUUCUGACAGGGAGCAGCAAGCARAUAAAUCAUGAUCAGAUGGAGAGACAAGGAGAGGAAACCACAAAGGUGAAUGAAAAUGCUGUGUUUGAGAAGCUGUGUGAUGAGGCAGGCUAUGCAUACCUGUGAGAGAGACAGAAGGAAAUGUGGCCAUGCAGCAAACAAUUGGGAGGGUGCCAAGAGCAUUGCUGCUGUGUCAGAGCCCUGAUACAUCACCCUCUCACAGGGGACACCUGCACCAUUAGUGCUGUGAAGGGUUCAAAAUCCCAGAAGACAGGGAGGCUUUACAGCCCAUGAGGACACUUCAUUUUGCACUAAAACAAACAGAAAAAUGUUCUUGUCAGACAUCCCUGCCACACUGUAGUUACAGGGCUAUUCCCUCACAUUGUUGCAGAGGGAUAAAUUCAUCCAUGUUAUACCUCCAUUAAGGAUGUUAAUGCAAUUACUACAGGGAUUAAGCAACUUAAUGUGUCAGCUGGUUUUUAGCUGCAGCAACAGCCCAUAAGAUCAGUGCUGAGAUCCUAUGCUUAUAGGUGCCUUAAGAAAGGAUACCAUGACAUCUCUACCGGGAUCAUAGCACUGGAUUCCCCAGCAGCUGCAACGAGCAGCCUCUGUUUUGGCAAACUGCAUCAGCUUCUGUGGGCUGGUUAGGAAUCCAUUGCUUCUCUUUAAUAGGCUCUUUAAUAGGGGAGUAUGCUGACAAGUCGUGAAAAAUGUUUCUUCCUCAGAAAUGCUCUUGGUGCAUUCCUAGUAGCAGAAUGCACCUUGCUUUCAUCCCUGUGUUUCUCACGAGCCAGAAUGGAGCCACUUGUUCCUGUAGACUWUGUAACCAUCUUUGACUGCUUUACACUUGAGUACAUGUUUGAAUCAAUAGCAAAGUCUAUUGGGAUGAGCUGAGUGACCUUGAAAAUAUACUGGAAAAACCCUUAGCYGGAUAACUAAAACAUGCAGGAUAUACAUCCUUCCACAUUGCGUGUGUUCGCAUGAACACACCAUUGUUUCCUUGUGUUAU
Molecule: messenger RNA, 2976 nt
Organism: Malurus melanocephalus (red-backed fairy wren)
Lineage: Eukaryota; Metazoa; Chordata; Aves; Passeriformes; Maluridae
Gene: ZDHHC22
Product: zinc finger DHHC-type palmitoyltransferase 22
Exons: 2
Coding region: 311-1135 (274 amino acids)
Biological process (GO): protein palmitoylation
Cellular component (GO): Golgi apparatus
Molecular function (GO): palmitoyltransferase activity
Source: RefSeq, a predicted model, not a curated record